AUGUUUUUCAGGCCGUGCUCUUUUUGUAGUCACCUGGACGUUGGUUGCCCGAUCCAGAAGACAGCUGGAUUUCCUCCCCCUCCAAAUUUCCCCUCUUCCUGUCUCUCGUGUGCCUCCAUCGCCAUCCCCGAGAACCGCGAGCAUCUUGACACGCACCCCUCCAAGCCCUCCAGGGAGCGUCACACCCUCCCGACCUGGUACACAUCCACCCUCCUCGCCCGUCGUCUCCUGCACAAGUCCACCGUCGGCCAUAUCACAACAAACUUCCCCUCACCCAUCACCCCUGACCCUAUCCAUCACUACAAUCCCCCAGAAAUGGUCUCAGGCCUCGCAGUCACCCUCCCCGAAUACAUCGCCUCAUGCCACCCCGACGGCAACCCAACAUUCCUAGGCCUGCACCUCGGCACGACCUUCAAAAACGCCGCCUCCGGAUCCAAUGUCUCCCUCUCGCUCGACUGGUGGGACCACCACGCUUCCAACACGGAUGUCACCCUCCGAGACCUGUCCAACAGUCGCAUGGCGCUACCGCGCGCCGUGCUGAUAGGGUACCUAGAACCGUACCCGAGCCCCGUGGACCCCGAGACCAGAGUGGGUCUGGAACGGUGUUUUCUGGACGCCCAUCCGGACGCGAGGGCUUGGCUGCCGGGUCGCGAGGGCGCAGCGCAUGCAGGCUUCUGGGCGAGAUUGGUCGUUCGUCAGGUCUUUUGGGUGGGGGGGUUCGGCGAUAGGGCAUUGAUUGGGUGGGUCAAUAUGACUGAGUGGCAGGGGAUUCGGGAGGAUGGAAGUGUCCAGGGUGUUGGUGAUGGUAGGGGGUGGGGGGAUGUGCUGCUGCCUGGUGAGAUUGAAUAGUCGGAGGUUGUCAUUUUCGAGAGGUCUUUGUUGAGUGCAGUAGUGAGGUUGUUGUGUGCUGAGAGUCGGAUGUCACCGUAGUCAGGCAAGAGCGAGUCGUUGAAU
Aspergillus steynii IBT 23096 is the source of this 954-nucleotide messenger RNA. RefSeq lists its product as uncharacterized. Bases 1 to 849 code for a protein of 282 amino acids. The record is from RefSeq and is a predicted model, not a curated record. The transcript is spliced from 2 exons. NCBI's taxonomy places the organism in Eukaryota, Fungi, Ascomycota, Eurotiomycetes, Eurotiales, Aspergillaceae.